AUGGCAAUACGGAUAUCGCGUUCUCAGCGCUUAACGGCUGUGAUUGGGAUCGCCUCUAUUUUCUUUCUUGCUGAGAUUUCCGUUGGCUUCUAUACGCAUUCCCUAGCUCUCGUGGCAGAUGCGUUUCACUAUUUGAAUGACCUGGUGGGGUUUAUUGUUGCGUUGGUUGCUGUCAAGGUCUCCGAAUGGGAUGAUCCGCCCAAAUCCCUAACCUUCGGAUGGCAACGGUCCCAGUUACUGGGUGCAUUUUUCAAUGGUGCCCUUCUCUUUGCGCUGGGAAUUAGCAUUUUCCUGCAGUCGAUUGAGCGGUUUGUGUCACUUCAACGCGUGGAGAAUCCGAAGUUGAUAUUUAUCAUGGGAUGUGUCGGGUUUGGAUUGAAUAUCCUCAGUGUAUUGUUUUUGCAUGGUAUUGGCCGCGAUCUGGGAAUGAUGGGAGUGCUGCUACAUGUCAUGGGAGACGCUGCCAACAACUUGGGAGUCAUGGCAGCGGCCUUGGUUAUAUGGCUCACGCAUUAUGAGGGUAGAUAUUAUGCGGAUCCGGGGACUAGUAUGGGCAUUGGUGUCAUGAUUAUCUUGACGUCGCUUCCUUUGAUGCGCCACUCCGGUCACAUCUUACUGGAGAGCCUCCCUAACGGACUCAGCGUAGACAAUGUGAAGCAUGACCUGGAAUUGAUCCCUGGUGUCCUAGCCAUCCACGAGCUGCAUAUCUGGCGACUCAAUCAACAAAAAGUCCUAGCAUCCGUCCACGUUGUUGUCUCAGAGCACACAAUGCCCGAAUUCCUGAAAAUAGCGAAAACCAUGAACGAAUGUUUUCACGAAUACGGGAUCCAUUCGGUGACGCUGCAGCCCGAGAUUACGCCGCAUAUCCCUGUGAAGGAGGAUCAGGAGUCUGAAGAGAUGCGGAGGAUAUUUUUGGAGAAAUGCCAGGUUGUAUGUAGUCGGGUUUGUGAAGAUUUGACUUGUUGUGGAUAG
Messenger RNA from Aspergillus ruber CBS 135680, 972 nucleotides. Its product is annotated as cation diffusion facilitator family transporter. The record is from RefSeq and is a predicted model, not a curated record. Gene Ontology annotation, cellular component: membrane. Gene Ontology annotation, biological process: zinc ion transmembrane transport; intracellular zinc ion homeostasis. Lineage: Eukaryota; Fungi; Ascomycota; Eurotiomycetes; Eurotiales; Aspergillaceae. The transcript is spliced from 8 exons. The coding region runs from base 1 to 972 and encodes 323 amino acids. Gene Ontology annotation, molecular function: zinc ion transmembrane transporter activity.